Molecule: messenger RNA, 3059 nt
Organism: Solanum tuberosum (potato)
Lineage: Eukaryota; Viridiplantae; Streptophyta; Magnoliopsida; Solanales; Solanaceae
Exons: 9
Coding region: 336-2435 (699 amino acids)
Biological process (GO): regulation of mRNA stability
Cellular component (GO): nucleus; cytoplasm
Molecular function (GO): poly(A) binding
Source: RefSeq, a predicted model, not a curated record
CAUAGGGUUAGAAGUCAUUUUAACACUAUAUUACGAGUUCCUUCCCCAAAGGUUUUGGGGUUUCUCGUUUUUUUCCUUUUCGUCUCCGCCAUGAAUUGAUUCCCGGAAAAAUUCCUAGCCAAUCAGCGGAAAGCAUUUUCCUCGAUUCAUAUUAUUGAAUCUUCUCAUUCUAUAAUCACUUCUCAGUAUAACUUUGAAGUUGUUAGGGUUUUUGAUGCGAAUUCGUAUUUGAGAAAUCAAAGAGAAUUUUGGAAUAAUCGGUACGUUUUUUGUUUGUUGAAUCGUGUUGGAGAAUCAUCAUCUAGGAAAUCGAAUUAGGGAUUUUUGGUGAAAUAAUGGGGAGUGGAGAUGGAGAAGAUGAUCGGACGUUUAGGGUUAAUUUCACUGCUGAAGGAUUUGCGAAGCUCCGGGAACGAGUUAAUGAGAAACUCAAGGAGUUCAUGGGUGACUACACGGAUGAUACUCUUGUGGAAUAUGUCAUAGUCUUGUUAAAAAAUGGUAGGCGUAAAGAAGAAGCAAGAAAUGAAUUGAAUGUUUUUCUUGGAGAAGACAGUGUCUCCUUUGUUGAUUGGCUGUGGGAUCACCUGGGAUCAAAUAUAGAUCUGUAUGUGCAACAAAAGGAUUCUGAUACAGGAGGAGGGGCAAAAACGAAACCCGCUAUUGUGGAGCAGCCUGCAAAGAAUGAUGUGCACCACCUGGACACUGAUGCUGAUAAAGAGAAAUCAAAUAAAUCUAAAAGCCGUAUCCGAAGGGAGUGGAAAGGGCUUGUUAGCGAUGGACACCCUUCUCUACGUAGUUCUUUGGCCGAAAACAUUCCUAAGGAGGAGGAAGCUCAUCGAAAAGUUGGUCAUGCAAAGCGAUCCCUCUCCCCUCAGCCAGAACUUUUGAGAAAAAGAAGCAGACCUGAAGAAAAGCCAAAAAAGAGGGAAAGCAGUCGUCAAACAUCAAUUGCUGCUACUCGGAGGUUGCUGCAAUUUGCAGUAAGAGAUGCUGUGGCUACUAAUAGGCCAUCCAAUUCCACUCUAGCUCCCUCACCUUCACUAAAGCGUCUUCGCUCUGUGGUCUCUACAUCUGUGGAUGACUCAUCCCUUCCAGAACGCCCACAGAGGAUACGGUCGGUUGCAAGAGCACCAACUGCCUUGGCCACUGCUAUUAGAGCUGUUGCAGAAGCUGCAAAAGAUGUAACAAAAGUUAGAUCGUCCGUUAAUGUGUUUGAUAGGCUGGGUCGUGCUACUGAUGUUCCCGAUCAUUCAAUCCCUUCAAUGGAAGAAUCUAUGCAAGCUGUUACUGAAGAUGUACAAGAUCAAUCUUUUGCUGAUGCAAGCGAGGCGUACUCAACUUACCUUCACAGAAGGGAUUAUAGUGGAAAGCAUAUUGGGAAAUCUAUGUUACAUGAUGAUGCUGUGGUUGUUUAUGAUUCAGCAUCGGAUGAUGAGGCUAGUCGUGGUAGCAGUGCUGUGAAUAGAAGGGCUUUUGAUGCCUCUAGAACUGGUGCACCUGUUAAAAACAUAGGUGAGAAUCCGCUUAUACUCGAGCAUGACAUUGCUUACAAUGUGGAUGAUAUUUUGGACAAGUCACAGAAGGACCAGGAUCAACCUACAUUUGCUCCUGGUGCUCCUCACCAGCCAAUGAAUAUCCCGUUAAAUGUGAAUACCUGGAAAUCACCUCAGUAUCAGGAGGCAAGACAGUCAUUUGAGAUAGAGAAUCGGAGAUCUGCCCAAAGCAGUGAAGGCUUGGCCGAGAAACCUGAUAUACUGUUGACAAAAGAGAGCACUAAUCCUAUUGCAGCUACUAACGGAAUUGUCAAACCAUAUGUGGAGACGCAGAAGGAAUCUCAGAAGACAGGUUUUCUUAAUCAGGGUUUGUAUUCUACUGGUGCACCUACAGAAGAUGCUGAUUCACGAACCAUCUUUGUUAACAAUGUUCAUUUUGCUGCUACAAAGGAUAGCCUUUCUCGGCACUUCAAUAAAUUUGGAGAAGUGCUUAAAGUGGUAAUCCUGACUGAUGCUGGAACUGGGCAACCCAAAGGGUCAGCUUAUGUAGAGUUCAUGAGAAAAGAAUCUGCAGAGAAUGCUUUAUCACUUGAUGGAACAUCGUUCAUGUCACGCAUUCUGAAGGUUGUAAGGAAAAGCUCUGCUACUCCUGAAGCAGCAUCUGGCACUGUCUGGCCUCGUGUUACGAGAGGUGGUGCCUUUGCCAUUUCUAGGUUUGGUCGGGUUCCUUUUCCUAGAGGCUCUCCCACUUUGUACAGGUCCCGGCUCCCAAUGAGGCCUGGUGCUAGAAGUAUGCAAUGGAAACGAGAUGCUCAGCCCACAUCGACUGAGAACUCUGGUUUGGCUACACCCUCGAGUAAUGCAGUUCCUUCUCCCAUUCCUCGGAGUAUGACAUAUGUACGAACAGAAUCCAAGACAAAUGGAAAUUCCACUGCGGCUUAGUUGAUUAUAGCUGUUACCUCUUUCCUAUCUCUCUGAGAAUCCAGCUCUUUUUAAGAAAGGUUGAAGUCCAACAUACUUGGCGCAAUGUACAUGAUUGCUUCAUCUGGUGAAUCAAUCAAGAUGGGGAGUGAAUGUUCAUGUCACGUAAUCAUGAACGGGAGUGUUACUGAUUUUACUUUUAUCUUAUUGUUAUUUCGCUAGAGUUGGGUGGAAGAGGCAUUGGGUAAAUGUUUUUGGAUUAGAUUUUUGAAGUAGUUAUUAUCAGAUUGUUGGAGGCAGGUGGCUGAAGGAGUUGUGUUAAGUUCGAGCUGGAAUCUGUGAAUAGGUGGAAAUGGGCUGUUUAUUGGAUUAGUGAACCUUUGAAAUUUCAUUCUUGAUUAAGUCAAAAAAAGGAAAAAAAUUAGAAGACAAAAAGAUAAAAAGAAAAAGCAAAAUCUCCAUUUCAUUUUACAUUUCAUCUUUUGGUUCAAUAAUAUGCUUGCUAGUUGAGAUGUGCAUUCAGUACGAAUUAGUUUGAUGAUUUAGCAUUUAUUGUUUUCGGAGCUUCAAAAAGAAUUGGAGAUACUUGAAAAGGACAAUUCUACUGUUAUCAUUUUGUUAUCUACUUUUGCCAAGUUUUUGUAA